Molecule: messenger RNA, 1839 nt
Organism: Aaosphaeria arxii CBS 175.79
Lineage: Eukaryota; Fungi; Ascomycota; Dothideomycetes; Pleosporales
Exons: 1
Coding region: 88-1347 (419 amino acids)
Biological process (GO): regulation of DNA-templated transcription
Molecular function (GO): DNA-binding transcription factor activity, RNA polymerase II-specific; zinc ion binding
Source: RefSeq, a predicted model, not a curated record
CAACAAUGCAUCGAAACGCCGCUGAUGAUCAGGUUCAAUCAACACAUUACCAAUCUUGAACUUUUGCGAUAGGAGAGAUGCCUCAAUAUGCCAAAAGCAUCGCGCCACAAGUCUUGCGUAGCCUGUAUACAAACUAAGCGGAAAUGCGAUAGAACAUGGCCGCGUUGUCAGCGAUGCAUUGCUAGAGGUUCUGCAUGUCAUUACAUCGGUCGGAGUGAUGAGCAGCCAUCAAGAAGUCAUGACCCCGACUUUGACCAGCUCAUAUCAAUCCAGGGCUCUUCGGAUGAGCAGGCCCUUUGCAGCUGGGCACUACAACAAUGUCCCACAGACCCAGCAUCUCUGGUAGACUUGCUCCCGGAUAGUACCACAUUCGAAUUCCCUAAUCACCCUUUCAACCUCGGAAGUAUGCCUAAUGACAAUGACCUUUUCAUUCACGGCACUCAGGACAUCACUAUCCAUCAGGCACCGAGCAAUGAUGAGCAAGACAUCAUGCAAACCACCACACCCAACGCGAUGAUCCGGACACGUGCAGAUUUUGUUGCAAAGCGAUUAAGCUCAAUACCGAGGACAUUUGCAGAACAAGGGCAAACGAUGUUCAUCCACCGAAUGCAGUUCCAGCAGAACUGUCAUCCAGCCUUGCAGGAUGCAAUGAGUGCAUGCGCCCUGUAUUGCAUGACAAAUGUGGCGAACCAGGCACUUGUGUUUCAAAACCUGGACCACAAAUGUCACCAGCUGAUCGCAAGUACCAAUGUCGAACUCAGUUCCAAGACGGACCUCCUCGCAGCUCUGCAGGCACUCCUUCUAUAUCAAAUGAUGCGGCUGUUCAAUGGCGACAUCCGUCUAAGAGCCCAUGCAGAGGCCGAUGGGCCGAUUGUAGCAUUGUGGGCUAGUCAGCUCGCGACUUACAUGUGCAAUUCAGAUCAUUCGCGAAUCAUAGAAUCAGACUCAACGACAAUCAGUAUGGCGACUAUGGAACCAGAAUCGGACUGGCAGUCCUGGCUUGUUGACGAGAGUAUUCGGCGCACUGUGAUCACGUCUUUCCUAUUAAAUGGUUUAUACAACUUUCUUAAGCUGGGUUCUCAUAAUCCUGUGGACUUGCGUAUUUACUUCACUGCACAAACCGCGCUCUGGAGUGCUCAGUCCGGUUUCAGUUGGCGUAGGGCCCGGUUAGAAAGGGAGUCACUCGAAAUACGGGUUACAAACUGGCAUGAGGCUAUGGCAAAGGCGGAACCAAGAGACCUGGAAGAGCUCGGUUUAUUGACCAUGGUACUAUUUUGGGGACUCGAGGGCACACAGGCCUGGUUGGGAGACGAGUUUACAGUCAAGCAUGGCCUACAGGCAAUAUGAGACGAUGCGGCACAAAAACUUUCAACGUGUGAAGCUCUUGGUUUUCCUUUGUAUACAAUACAAAUAGCGUUUUAGGAAUUUACAGUGGACUAUCACAGUCCCUGUAUGGGCUCGUAUUGCUUGAACUCGCCAGACACGAUACAAGGGGCUAAGAGCUGGAGACUGUAUACUUUGAGUUACCACCGGCAUUUCCCCAUCCCUCAGUCGACAAUGUCUGGUAAUCGUGCGUCCCCAAGUUCAAGCCAAGUGCUUUCCAUGCGUCAAAGUGACACUUGGUAGUAACGGUCCCACUCCCAGGACGCUUAUCUUGCCUGUUGCUGAUGUAUUGCCAAAAUGUGGAUGUGCCGACAAUAGACGGUUGAUUCACUUGCUGAUGCUUCCAGAUGUCAUAGACAGAGCCAUCGCAGGUGACUGUGCCAACCUUUUGUCCUUGGGCCGACCCUGCACCAUUGCUGGUGUACUCUUGAACGUAGUAUUCGAUGAGUGGGUUUU